Liolophura sinensis is the source of this 1162-nucleotide messenger RNA. RefSeq lists its product as uncharacterized. Gene Ontology annotation, cellular component: extracellular region. The record is from RefSeq and is a predicted model, not a curated record. The transcript has 3 exons. Lineage: Eukaryota; Metazoa; Mollusca; Polyplacophora; Chitonida; Chitonidae. Gene Ontology annotation, molecular function: chitin binding. The coding region runs from base 95 to 1039 and encodes 314 amino acids.
UUAUCAUCCCACCUAUUCAAUUUAACGUUUUGUGUAGCUUACGUCCGGCUUUAGCCUUGCGUGGUCCGGGACAAAAGCCGGUAUUCUUUUGGGUAUGUUAGCCAGUGUGUAUAUAUAUAGGCCGAAGCUGUAUACUAUUAGACCAGAAGGACCGACGAAGAACUUAGUUCCCAAAGCCCGGUGCUCACCCGACCCUGAUAUUGUAUCCACCAUCGAGAUGGUGCUCUCGGGAGUCGUUGUCUUGCUGGCUGCGCUAUGCCUGGAUGGUUCUUACGCCAUCCUGGGACUCGGGGAGCCCAUUCCUAGCGACUGGGCCUCAAACCUCCGUUAUUACGACUACGUCAAGGACAGGGAUGACUGUCGCUUCGGAUACCGAAUUGAUGCCAAGACACGCCAGAUUAUCAAUGUCUUCAACUGCACCAACGCCAAUCCCGACAUCUUCUUCGUGUUGGAGAUGCGGACAUGUGCCGCGUCAUACCACGUGCUGAACAGAGAGACGUGCGCCUCUACGCCUAAUUUGGAAGAGGACGACGUCCAAAUUGCCGAGGACAUUAACUGCCGAUUGGAAUACAAGGGUGUGGCCCCAGACCCCACAAACUGUGUGAGGUACCUACAGUGCGACUCUAACAAGAGUACCCGCGUUGGAUGGAAGACUUGUCCGAGAGGCCAGUUCUUCAGUAAUGAUACUUACAGAUGUGAACACAUGUGGCGGUCGAACCCCGACGGAACCAUCACAUCCCUAUCAGAGUCCGCCAUGUGCCAGGGUCGACAAAUCCCCGUGGGCAGCAGGAGAAAUUACGGUACCAUCAUGUCGAAAUGCUUGUGGAACUGGGACUUCAACAACGCCAAUUCGUACAGCGUCUCCGAACCCUUGGACUGUCAGGUCUACUAUCUCUGCUCCCGCUUCAACCCAUCCUAUAUCGAUACGUCGGAGGUCAGGAGAUGCCAGGUUAACAACACUUACUGGUCAGAUUCACAGCAGGCCUGUGUCGCGGCCAACCAAUUGACGGCUAGUGAGUUACAAGAGUGUGGCCUGUAACGUCCUCAUAAGCAUCAGCACUCGGCAGUAUUGCCUGGCGUCAUUACCUAAUUAUACAGUAUAUCACCAUUAUCACACAUCUAUGUUUGUAUUUAAAAUCAUUAAAAUAUUGGUGAACAUGUA